AUGGUUCGAACGUUGAUACGAGGCCAACGCUCAGUGCAAGGCAAGACUUCCGGCUCCAGUCGCGACGUUCGGAGUCAACAGCGAAGGGAGCUUGUACCUGAUCUGCUUCAGGUCAGUGCUUCAUCCACCAACACUCCAUCAAGGAUCCGCCCGUUGCUGAUCAAUACGGAGGUCUAUGCAGCAACCUGGAGCGAAUACCGGCAAUCAGUCCAAACCAGCCGCCAGUGUGAGCUCCGGCCAAGUGGUGCCCUUCAGAGCCAAUAUCGUGGUGGACACAGUCGAAACAACAUCUCAGUAUGA
This is a messenger RNA of Ascochyta rabiei, 300 nucleotides long. RefSeq lists its product as uncharacterized. The transcript has a single exon. The record is from RefSeq and is a predicted model, not a curated record. Lineage: Eukaryota; Fungi; Ascomycota; Dothideomycetes; Pleosporales; Didymellaceae. Bases 1 to 300 code for a protein of 99 amino acids.